This is a messenger RNA of Phaethon lepturus (White-tailed tropicbird), 717 nucleotides long. It is a transcript of the gene E2F6, whose product is annotated as E2F transcription factor 6. Gene Ontology annotation, molecular function: protein dimerization activity; DNA-binding transcription factor activity, RNA polymerase II-specific; RNA polymerase II cis-regulatory region sequence-specific DNA binding. Bases 103 to 717 code for a protein of 204 amino acids. The transcript has 6 exons. Gene Ontology annotation, cellular component: RNA polymerase II transcription regulator complex. The record is from RefSeq and is a predicted model, not a curated record. NCBI's taxonomy places the organism in Eukaryota, Metazoa, Chordata, Aves, Phaethontiformes, Phaethontidae. Gene Ontology annotation, biological process: regulation of transcription by RNA polymerase II.
AUCAACCUGAAUGUGGAUGAUGACGUACAGUUUGUGAGAAGAACUCUGAAAGUCAAAAAGCCUCGAUUUGAUGCAUCCUUGGUUUAUUUGACCCGAAAAUUCAUGGAUCUUGUCAAAACAGCUCCAGACGGUGUCCUUGAUUUAAAUGAAGUAGCAACAACGCUUGGAGUACGAAAACGAAGAGUGUAUGACAUCACCAAUGUGUUGGAUGGAAUCCACUUAAUUCAGAAAAGAUCUAAGAAUCAUAUCCAGUGGGUAGGUUCUAAUCUUGACCAAAUUGUCGGAAAAGCACCAGAGCAGCAAAACCUUAAAGAUGAACUUUCUGACUUGUCAGCCAUGGAAGAAGCUCUGGAUGAAUUAAUCAAGGAUUGUGCUCAUCAGUUGUUUGAACUAACAGAUGACAAAGAAAAUGCAAAACUAGCUUAUGUGACGUAUCAGGAUAUCCGUAGCAUUCAGGCAUUUCAAGAACAGAUUGUGAUUGCAAUCAAAGCUCCAGAGGAAACCAAAUUGGAAAUACCAAUUCCUAAAGAAGAUUGCAUAGAAGUGCAUGUGAAGAGCACAAAAGGACCCAUUGAUGUAUAUCUAUGUGAGGUGGAACAAGAGAAGGCAGGUGCCAAGCCUUUUGAAGAUAUGGAUACUGUCACUUCUGAAAUCAAGCCAUCAGUUCCUCCUGAUGAAGUGAGAUCUCCGGGGGAAGAAAAAAAACAAACCACCUGA